AUGAACGACUACGCGGGCCUCGAUGAGCUACUCGCCCGGGCGCUGCGCGGUGCCCCCUCAAUCGGACCCGAUUUCGAAUCAGCCGAGAUGAUGGCGACCUCCUCUUCCAGCUCCUUGUCUUCUUCUGGCUCGGGUGGUGGGCUCGAGGCGGUCUACCUGGAGGAGGAGGAGCACGGCCUGACCGCCCUCUACGCGGCCGUGCUGCGCGGGGAUGAACGAGCGGCCGAGGCACUCCUGGCCAAGGGCGCCAUGCCCGAGAACGGCGGCUGUCGUGGCGUGCCGCCCCUCUUCUCUGCCGCAGCCCGCGGCAACGCCGACCUCGUGCGGCUGUUGCUGAAGCAUGGCGCGGACCCGAACAAAGAGGAGAGGAAACAGCGGCUGGCGCCGAUCCACAUCGCGGCGGACAAGGGCCAUGUAGAGGCGAUCGAAGCCCUGUUGGAGGCCGGCGUAGCGGUCGACCAGAAGGCAACACAGGGUGACAUGACCCCGCUGCACCACGCCUGCUCCACAGGGCGCCUGGAAGCCGUGAAACUCUUGCUGGACAAGGGCGCAGCCGUCGACGGGCUGAACAACCCGGGCAACACAGGCCUCAUACUCGCUGCUGGCCGAGGCCAUGGGGAGGUGGUGGACUGCUUGGUGUCGCGGGGCGCCAAUGUGAACGCCCACUGCAAGCGGGACGGGCUUACGGCCCUGCACGCCGCGGCCUGCUUCGGCCACCCGGACGUGGCGCGCAAGCUGAUCGCCGCCGGCGCAGCCGUUGACGCCGCCUUCGAGCCGUUCCGUCACACGCCCCUCCACCUCGCAGCCUCCAAGGGGCAGGCGGAGUCGGUCAAGGUGCUGUUGGAGUGCGGCGCCGACCCCAACGCUCGGAACAAGCCCGGCGCGACGCCGCUCCGACUGGUCGCGUCGGCCGAGAGCGAAAUGGUCGACAAGAAGGUGUUCCGGGACGUGGCCGGACUGCUCCUGGAGAGCAAGGCCGACAUCAACUCCGCCAACGAUCAAGGCAACACGCCGCUGCACGCGCUCGUGACCAAGCAGGCCGCGCUGGAGAACAUCUGCUUCUGCUUGCAGUUCGGCGCGGACGCCAACUACACCAACAAGGCGGGCAAGAGCCCGUUCGACCUGGCGCCCAAUGGUGACAUCCACCUGGUGCUGAUGUCGUUCGCCGAAGACCGGUCCACACAGGGAGUUGUUCGGGAGCGUACCGCUUCGGUCAGCCUAUCGUCUCCCAACCUCCCCAGUCCACGAGGAGCGGCGGGAAGCGAGGGUAGUCCGCUGAGCCCCGAGAUCGUGCCGCGAGCACGCGCCAUGAGCCUGGGCGGGUCCUUCGAGCGACCGGAAAACUGGGAGGCCGACGAGUCGGUCAGCGCCUGCCGCGCCUGUAAUGCCAGCUUCAUCCUCUGGCGCCGACGGCACCAUUGCCGCAGUACCUGCCCCUCGCUCACACACGACACACACCGCACACGUUCGACCGCACACACUGACUUGUGUGUGGACCAGGCUGUGGGCUGA
Messenger RNA from Acanthamoeba castellanii str. Neff, 1512 nucleotides. RefSeq names its product ankyrin 2,3/unc44, putative. NCBI's taxonomy places the organism in Eukaryota, Discosea, Longamoebia, Acanthamoebidae. Gene Ontology annotation, molecular function: protein binding; metal ion binding. The record is from RefSeq and is a predicted model, not a curated record. The transcript has 9 exons. The coding region runs from base 1 to 1512 and encodes 503 amino acids.